AUGGAGGCCAUCCUCGACUCCUCCAAGGAUCUCGACAUCGGUCUGCUCGACCAGGUCGUCACGACGUUCUACACGGGCGUUGGAGCACAGCAGCAGCAGGCCCAGCAGGUCCUCACGCAGUUCCAGGAGAACCCCGAAUCAUGGCAACGGGUCCCCGCUAUUCUCGAGUCCUCGGGGAACAUCAACACCAAGUUCAUCGCUUUGCAGAUCCUCGAGAAGCUUAUUCAGACCAGAUGGAAGACUCUUCCGGCCGAGCAGCAGGGCGGCAUCCGCAACUUCAUCGUCCAGGUUACCGUCGACGUUUCGAGCGAUGAAACGCGUAUGCGCCGCGAGAAGAGCUACCUCAACAAGCUCAACCUCGUCCUCAUCCUCAAGCAAGCCUGGCCUGCGGACUGGCCUUCGUUCAUCCCAGAAAUUACCGCGUCGUCACGUGGUAAUUUAUCGCUAUGCGAGAACAACAUGGUCAUUCUCAAGCUUCUGUCCGAGGAAAUCUUCGACUACUCUGCCGAGCAGAUGACCCAGGCCAAGACCAAACAGCUCAAGCAGACCAUGUGCGGCGAGUUCUCGGACAUCUUCACCCUCUGCAAUGAGGUGCUUGAGAAGGCCAACAAGCCAAGCCUUAUCAAGGCCACGCUCGAGACUUUGUUGCGAUUCCUCAACUGGAUCCCGCUCGGCUACAUCUUCGAGACCCAGAUCAUCGACUUCCUGGUGACCAGGUUCCUCGAGGUGCCCGAGUUCCGUAACGUCACGCUCAAGUGCUUGAGCGAGAUAGGCGGACUAAAUGUCGGCCCGGAAUACAACUCUAAGUUCGUCAUCCUCUUCCAGAUGGUCAUGACCAGCGUCAACCGCAUGGUCCCACCAAGCACUGACCUGGCUGCUGCAUACGCGUCGUCAGACGACGAGGACCAGCAGCUCAUCAAGAACCUCGCCCUCUUCCUCACCAACUUCCUCAACCCUCAUUUGCGCUUGAUCGAGACGCCCGAGUCUAACGAGCUGCUCAUCAACGCCCACCUCUACCUCAUAAAGAUUUCGACUGUCGACGACCGUGAAGUCUUCAAAAUCUGUCUCGAGUACUGGGGCAAGCUUGUCGCCGAGCUCUACGAGGAGAUUCAAUCGCUUCCCAUGGGUGACAUCAACCCGCUCAUGAACCUCAACCUCGGUGGGAUGGGCGGCGUCAACGGACCGCAGUCGGUUGGGCUUAACGGUGCUCCGUUGCGAAAGAACACGUACGCCGAGAUCCUCUCCAACCUCCGCUUAGUCAUGAUCGAGAAGAUGGUCAAGCCCGAGGAGGUUCUUAUCGUUGAGAACGAGGAGGGAGAGAUCGUCCGCGAGUUCAUGAAGGAGAGCGACACGAUCGUGCUGUACAAGAGCAUGCGCGAGGUGCUCGUGUACCUCACUCACCUGGACGUUCAGGACACGGAGCAGAUCAUGACAGACAAGCUCGCCAAGCAGAUAGACGGCUCGGAAUGGUCGUGGAACAACCUCAACACGCUCUGCUGGGCUAUCGGUUCUAUCUCUGGUGCGAUGAACGAGGAAACCGAGAAGCGCUUCCUCGUCACCGUCAUCAAGGACCUUCUCGGCUUGACGGAGAUGAAGCGUGGCAAGGACAACAAGGCCGUCUGCGCGUCCGACAUCAUGUACAUUGUCGGCCAGUACCCACGUUUCCUCAAGGCCCACUGGAAGUUCCUGAAGACCGUCGUCAACAAGCUCUUUGAGUUCAUGCACGAGACCCACGAGGGCGUGCAAGACAUGGCUUGCGACACGUUCAUCAAGAUCGCGCAGAAGUGCCGCCGUCACUUCGUAAUGCAGCAGGCGGGCGAGCACGAGCCGUUCAUCGACGAGAUUCUGCGCACCUUGCACAGGAUCACCGUUGACCUGCAGCCCCAGCAGGUCCACACAUUCUACGAGGCGGUCGGCUACAUGAUCUCGGCGCAACCCAACAAGCCGACGCAGGAGCGCUUGAUCGAGAAGCUCAUGGAGCUGCCCAACAACGCCUGGGACAACCUCAUGCAGCAGGCCGCCAGCAACGUCGACGUCCUUGGCAAUCCCGAGAAUGUCAAGAUCAUGUCCAACAUCCUCAAGACCAACGUCUCGGCGUGCACGUCGAUUGGCUCGUUCUUCCUCCCGCAGCUUGGUCGUAUCUGGCUGGACAUGCUUGGCCUCUACAAGGCCGUCUCAGGCAUCAUCUCGGAGGAGGUCUCACGCAUGGGCCUCGUCGCCACCAAGACCCCCAAGGUCCGCUCGCUCCGCACGAUCAAGAAGGAGAUUCUCAAGCUCGUCGAGACGUAUGUCAGAAAGGCGGAGGACCUUGAUGGCGUCAAACAGAACCUCAUCCCUGGCCUCCUGGACGCCAUCCUCGGCGACUACAACCGCAACGUGCCAGCAGCGCGUGACGCUGAGGUCCUCAACGUCAUGGCUACGAUCGUGUCCAAGCUCAGCAACCUCCUCGUCCUCCAGAUUGCACCCAUCCUCGACGCCGUGUUUGAGCCUACGCUCGACAUGAUCAACAAGGACUUUGCCGAGUACCCUGAGCACCGUGUUGGCUUCUUCAAGCUCUUGCGCGCGAUCAACCUGACCUGCUUCCCUGCGCUCCUCAAGCUGCCACCACAACAGUUCAAGCUUGUCAUGGACUCGGUUGUCUGGGCGUUCAAGCACACAAUGCGCGACAUUGCGGACACUGGCCUGAGCAUCGCCUUUGAGAUUGUCAACAACUUUGCUGCAUCGACCCCCGAUAUCUCGGGUCUGUUCUACCAGCAGUACCUGUUGUCGCUGCUGGGCGACGUCUUCUACGUCCUCACCGAUGCCGACCACAAGAGUGGUUUCAAGAUGCAGACGAUUUUGCUCGCGCGUCUCAUCUCGCUCGUCGAGACUGGCGGCGUUCAGGCACCACUGUUCAACCCUGCCGAGCAUGACCAGGGCAUGACCAACGUCGUCUUCCUCAAGGGCUACAUUGCGAACUUGCUCACGAACGCGUUUGGACACAUUCAGCCGACGCAGAUCACCGGGUUCGUCAACCAGAUGUUCGACAACGCGGCCGACCCAGCCAAGUUCAAGCUUACUCUGCGCGACUUCCUCAUCUCACUGAAGGAGUUCAGCGGUGCAGACAGCGCCGACCUCUUCAUCGACGAGAAGGAGGCCGAGGCGGAGCGCAAGGCGGUGGCCGAGCGCGAGAGCGCGCUCCGUGUUCCCGGUAUGCUCAAACCGUCGCAGAUCGACGACGACGCCGACUUGUGA
Messenger RNA from Cutaneotrichosporon cavernicola, 3234 nucleotides. RefSeq lists its product as uncharacterized. Gene Ontology annotation, biological process: protein export from nucleus; ribosomal large subunit export from nucleus; ribosomal small subunit export from nucleus. The transcript is spliced from 10 exons. Lineage: Eukaryota; Fungi; Basidiomycota; Tremellomycetes; Trichosporonales; Trichosporonaceae. Gene Ontology annotation, molecular function: small GTPase binding; nuclear export signal receptor activity. Gene Ontology annotation, cellular component: cytoplasm; nucleus. The coding region runs from base 1 to 3234 and encodes 1077 amino acids. The record is from RefSeq and is a predicted model, not a curated record.